GGAGACAAAAUGGCGGCGGCAAAAUGGCGGCAACAGCGCGGAGAUGGAAAAUGGGGUCGGGGUCGGACUUUGUCCCUGAGCUGCGUGGAAUGUUUACCCGCGGCCCUGCGCAAACAGCGCCGCUGAUUGGCUGCCGCCACCCGGAUGUCCCGCCCCCGCCGCUGAUUGGUUGAUCGCACCCGGAAGUGUCGCCCCCCCCUCCGCCAUGGGGUACAUAAGGGCGCUGCGGAGGGGGGGGGGGUUUGGGGGGCGCAGAGUUGUAGGGGGGGGGAAACUGAGGACAGAAUGCAGCGCGGGAUGUGGGGCGUGGGCCUGGCCCGGCGCAGGCUGAGCACGUCGCUGUCGGCGCUGCCGGCGGCCGCGCGGGAUUUCGUGGAGGAGGCGGUCCGGCUGUGCAGGCCCAGGGAGGUUCUGCUGUGCGAUGGGUCCGAGGAGGAGGGGAAGGAGCUGCUCAGAGGGCUGCAGGACGACGGGGUGCUGCAUCCGCUGCCCAAAUACGACAACUGCUGGUUGGCUCGCACCGACCCCCGGGACGUGGCUCGGGUGGAAAGCAAGACGGUGUUGGUGACCCCCGAACAGAGCGACGCCGUCCCCCCACCCCCCCCAUCCGGGGGUCCCCCCCAAUUGGGGAACUGGAUGAGCCCCAAUGCUUUCCAGGCAGCUGUGCAGGAGCGUUUCCCCGGAUGCAUGGCAGGCCGCCCCCUCUACGUCAUCCCAUUCAGCAUGGGCCCCCCCACGUCCCCCUUGGCCAAACUGGGGGUUCAGGUGACCGACUCCCCCUACGUGGUGCUCUCCAUGCGCAUUAUGACCCGCGUGGGCCCCGCGGUGCUGCAGCGCCUCGACGACGACUUCGUCCGCUGCCUCCACUCCGUGGGGCGGCCUCUGCCCCUCACCGAGCCCCUGGUGAGCUCGUGGCCGUGCGACCCGUCCCGUGUCCUGGUUGCCCACAUCCCCUCGGAGCGCCGCAUCGUCUCCUUCGGUUCGGGAUACGGCGGCAAUUCGCUGCUGGGCAAGAAGUGCUUCGCGCUGCGCAUCGCGUCCCGCAUGGCCCAGCAGCAGGGCUGGCUGGCCGAGCACAUGCUGAUUUUGGGGGUGACGUCCCCCAGUGGUGAGAAGCGUUACAUGGCGGCGGCCUUUCCCAGCGCCUGCGGGAAAACCAACCUGGCCAUGAUGACCCCCAGCCUGCCGGGUUGGCGGAUCCACUGCGUCGGGGACGACAUUGCGUGGAUGAAGUUCGAUGAUGAGGGCCGCCUCCGCGCCAUCAACCCCGAGCGUGGCUUUUUUGGGGUGGCCCCGGGGACGUCGUCGCGCACCAACCCCAACGCCAUGGCCACCAUCGCCCGCAACACCAUCUUCACCAACGUGGGGCUGCGAAGCGAUGGCGGCGUCUACUGGGACGGCCUGGAUGAACCCACGGAGCCCGGGGUCACCUACACCUCCUGGCUGGGCAAGCCGUGGAAGCACGGUGACCCCGAGCCGUGCGCCCACCCCAACUCCCGUUUCUGCGCCCCGGCCGAUCAGUGCCCCAUUAUGGACCCGCGUUGGGACGACCCGGAAGGAGUUCCCAUCGACGCCAUCAUCUUCGGGGGGCGCCGACCCCGCGGAGUGCCGUUGGUGGUGGAGGCCUUUGGGUGGCGCCACGGAGUUUUCAUGGGCAGCGCAAUGAGGAGCGAAGCCACCGCCGCCGCCGAGCACAAAGGCGGCCGUUUGAUGCACGACCCCUUCGCCAUGCGCCCCUUUUUCGGCUACAACGCGGGGCGUUACCUGGAACAUUGGCUGUCUACGGGUCUCCGGAGCAACGCCCGCCUCCCCCGUCUGUUCCACGUUAAUUGGUUCCUCCGAGAUAACGAAGGUCGCUUCGUUUGGCCCGGCUUCGGUCACAACGCCCGCGUCUUGGCUUGGAUCUUCGGGAGGAUCCAGGGGAGGGACACUGCCCGGCCCACCCCCAUCGGUUGGGUACCCAAAGAAGGGGAUUUGGACCUGGGGGGGCUGCCGGGGGUCGAUUACUCCCAACUGUUCCCUAUGGAGAAGGGCUUUUGGGAGGAGGAGUGCAGGCAGCUGAGGGAGUAUUACGGGGAGAACUUCGGGGCCGAUCUGCCCAGGGAUGUCAUGGCGGAGCUGGAGGGCCUGGAGGAGAGGGUGAGGAAGAUGUGAGGGGUCGGGGUGGGGCUGAGGGAAAGGAUGGGGGGAGGUUGGGGGGGCUGUGGGGGGCGAGGUGGGGGCUGGCGGUGGGGGUUGGUGAGGCCAAGAUGGCCGCCAUCGGUAUGGGUUGGCCGUUCCAAGAUGGCUGCCGCCGCUAUGAGUUGGUCAGCCAAGAUGGCCGCCGACAGUGUGGGUUGGUGGGUCCAAGAUGGCUGCCAUCGGUAUGGGUUGGCCGUUCCAAGAUGGCUGCCGCCGCUACGAGUUGGUCAGCCAAGAUGGCCGCCGACAGCGUGGGUCCAAGAAGGCCGCCAUCAUUACGGGUUGGCCGUUCCAAGAUGGCUGCCGCCACUACGAGUUGGUCAGCCAAGAUGGCCGCCGACAGUGUGGGUUGGUGGGUCCAAGAUGGCUGCCAUCAGUAUGGGUUGGCCAUUCCAAGAUGGCUGCCGCCGCUACGAGUUGGUCAGCCAAGAUGGCUGCCGACAGCGUGGGUCCAAGAUGGCCGCCAUCAUUACGGGUUGGCCGUUCCAAGAUGGCUGCCGCCACUACGAGUUGGUCAGCCAAGAUGGCCACCGACAGCGUUGGUUGGUGGGUCCAAGAUGGCUGCCAUCAUUGUGGGUUGGCCGUUCCAAGAUGGCCGCCAUCACUGUGGGUUGGCCGUUCCAAGGUGGCUGCCAUCUUUGUGGGUCGGUGGGCCCAUGAUGGCUGCCAUCGUGGGUUGGCUGUUCCAAGAUGGCUGCCAGCAGCGUGAGAUGACUGUUCCAAGAUGGCUGCCACCACUAUCAGUUGGCCAUCCAAGAUGGCCGCCAACAGCGUGGGUUGGUGGGUCCAAGAUGGCCGCCAUCACUGUGGGUUGGCCGUUCCAAGAUGGCUGCCGCCACUAUGAGUUGGCCAUCCAAGAUGGCUGCCAGCAGGAUGGGUUGGUGGGUCCAAGAUGGCUGCCACCAUAAUGCAUUGGCCAGACAAGAUGGCCACCAGCAGCAUGGGAUGGCCGAUCCAAGAUGGCCGCCCUACCUGGGAAGGAGCCCCCUGCCUGCUCAUUGGCUGAGCGCUCCAAGAUGGCUGCCAUUCCACGUCCUCGUUGGUUGACCAUCCAAGAUGGCUGCCACCCCCACAGAGUGGCCGAUCCAAGAUGGCCGCCCCGCCUGGGAGGGAUCCUCCUGCCCUCUCAUUGGCUGAGCGUUCCAAGAUGGCUGCCAUUCCACGUCCUCAUUGGUUGACCAUCCACGAUGGCUGCUGCCUUCCUCUCCAUUGGCUCACCCAUCUAAGAUGGCUGCCCUCCUUUGUCCUGAUUGGCUGGCCACCCCAAGAUGGCCGCUCGUGCCCAUCCUGGCUGCUCAUUGGUUCCUGCAGAGCUGUGGUGCCCUCCCAUUGGUCGGGGCCAUUUGAUAGUGGGACUUCUGGGCGCCAUCUUGGAGUGACGUCACACUGUGAGCAACGCUGCGUUCCUACUGGCUUGCCGCAGCCUCCCAUCGACCAAUGGCUGUGUCCCGCUGGUCGCGCAACGCCCUCCGCCCAAUCACAGCGUCCCGUUGGCCGAGCGGAGCGUCCUGAUUGGCCGAGCUCUUCCCCUUGUCCAAACGGCAGCUUCCCAUUGGCUGUGCUCAUCUCAAUGGCCUAUCAGAGCCGCCCGUGGACCUCAGAACUCCCUCCCCCCCCCCCCGUGCCUCAUAAGCUCCGCCCCCGAUCCUUUAAGCCCCGCCCCUCCCGGGGAUGGGGCUCUGCGGACCAAUAAACAAUCACCGGAAGUGA
Messenger RNA from Gallus gallus (chicken), 3891 nucleotides. It is a transcript of the gene PCK2, whose product is annotated as phosphoenolpyruvate carboxykinase 2, mitochondrial. The coding region runs from base 286 to 2154 and encodes 622 amino acids. The record is from RefSeq and is a predicted model, not a curated record. NCBI's taxonomy places the organism in Eukaryota, Metazoa, Chordata, Aves, Galliformes, Phasianidae. Gene Ontology annotation, biological process: cellular response to dexamethasone stimulus; propionate catabolic process; cellular response to glucose stimulus. The transcript is spliced from 11 exons. Gene Ontology annotation, molecular function: phosphoenolpyruvate carboxykinase (GTP) activity; GTP binding; manganese ion binding. Gene Ontology annotation, cellular component: cytosol.